UUGCGUGGUCGAUGACGUAACAACAGUGUUUUUAGCGCCGCGGGGGCCGUCACCCCCCCCGUUCCAAUCCAGCGGCGCACCGUUUCCGAGGCCGGGCGUCUCCCGCGCUUCUUCUUUCCUGUCCAGGACAAGGAAGAACGAGGGGGACAGUCGCGGCGCAGCCCCCCUCGGUAGCCACCAUGAUGAGACGCAGCAAGGCGGAAGUGGAUCGCUACGUCUCCUCGUUGCAGGCCUCGGCCCCUUCUCCCAGGGAGAAAUCGAUGAAAGGAUUCUUUUUUGCUAAGCUGUAUUAUGAAGCAAAGGAAUAUGAACUUGCUAAAAGGUACAUAUCUACAUAUCUCAGUGUCCAAGAACGAGAUCCGAAGGCCCACAAAUUCUUAGGCCAACUCUAUGAAGCUGAAAAGAACCUAGAGAAAGCUGUUGGCUGUUAUAAGCGUUCAGUGGAAUUGAACCCAACACAGAAAGAUCUCGUAUUAAAGAUUGCAGAAUUGCUGUGCAACAAUGAUAUUACUGAUGGGAGAGCAAAAUACUGGGUUGAGAGAGCAGCCAAGCUCUUUCCUGGAAGUCCUUCAGUUUUUCAUCUGAAGGAGUGUCUGUUGGAUUGUGAAGGUGAAGAAGGGUGGAAUCAGCUUUUUGACUUGAUUCAGACAGAGUUGUAUGCUAGACCAGAUGAUGUACAUGUUAACAUCAGACUUGUACAGCUAUACAUGUCAAAUAAAAGACUCGAAGAUGCUGUGUUACAUUGUCAAGAAGCAGAGAAGAAACUAUCUUUGCAGUCAAGCUUGGAGUGGUGCCUGUGUGUGGUACAGACACUUGAGGAAUAUCUGAAAUCUGCACAGAACUCUGAAUCUGAUAAAAUUAGUUGGCAAAGGACCCAUCGGGAUCUCUUGUUGGCUUACUCCAAUGUGGUUGUAAUGACACUAUCAAGCAGAAGUGUUGAAGCAAGUAGAGCAUCUCUUGAAAGCUUUGAUCAUGCACUUCAUUCCGUGAAACCAUAUGUAGCUGGAGGUGAACUGUCUGUAACUUUCCUGGAAAUGAGAGGCCAUUUCUACAUGCAUGCUGGAACUUUGCUGUUGAAGAUGGCCCAGCAGAGUGAGGCGCAAUGGAGAGCUGUUUCUGAAUUGGCAGCCUUGUGUUACCUUAUAGCUUUCCAGGUUCCUAGACCAAAGUCAAAACUAAUAAAAGAAGAUAAAGCUGAACGAGAGACGUUGCAAAUGUUAGCCUGUGACCGACAGAGCCAAUCUGGACAUAUGCUGCUGAAUUUAAGUCAUGGCAAGCAGGAUUUCUUCAAGGAGAUUGUUGAAUCAUUUGCAAACGAGAGUGGGCAGUCCACUUUAUUUGAUGCACUGUUUAGGAGUGGUUCUAGAGAGAGCUCAUUCCUUGGCACAGAUGAUAUCCGAAAUGUUGGUGUACAAGCACCAGAUUGCAUGGAACUGACUAGAUAUGAUAUUGGUGCCAUUAGAUUGCACAAUGGUAGUCUCCAGCACCUCACAUGGCUUGGUCUGCAGCGGCACUCCUUAUCAACACAGCAAGCAAUUCGCAAAUGGUUAAAGCAACUUUUCAAUUUGCCUCAGGAAACGUCAAGACUUGAGACCAAUGAGCCUGAAUCAAUUUGCAUGUUAGACCUUGAAGUAUUUCUGCUUGGGGUGAUAUUCAGCAGUCAUUUGCAAUUACAAGGGAAGCAUAAUACACAGCACAGUGUACACCAACCUCGAUUGCUUCCACUACCAGUAUGCAAGCAACUUUGUACUGAAAGGCAGAAGGCCUGGUGGGAUUCAGUUUAUAAUAUUAUUCACAAACCAGCUGUAUCUGGGUCAGCAGCAAAAAUGAGACUUAUAGUUCAACAUGAAAUAAGCAUCCUAAGAGCUUUAGGAAAACAUGGUCUUCAACCAGCUCUGAUCAUACACUGGGCAAAAAGUCUCCUUAAAACAGGCUGCAGCCUUAAUUCUUUCUAUGACCAACGGGAAUACAUUGGACGAAGCAUAUAUUAUUGGAAGAAAGUUCUGCCAAUGCUUGAGACAAUCAAGAAGAAGAAAAGUAUUCCUGAACCAAUUGACCCUUUGUUCAAACAUUUUCAUAGUGAAGAUAUUCAGGCUUCCCAGGUUGAUGAAUGUCAAGAGGAAGCACACAUAGCAUUUGCUAUGCUGGAUGCCGUUGAUGGGAAAACGGAUGAUGCUAUGCAAGCAUUUGAAGCUAUUAAAAGUGUUGUUUCAUACUGGAACCUUGCUCUGAUCUUUCAGAGGAAGGCUGAAGAGAUGGAGAAUGAUGGCCUGUCACUAGAAGAGCAAGAAGAAUGUAGGAAUCACCUAAAGAAGAGCAGAGACUACCUCAUAAAAAUAAUAGAUGAAAGCAGCACAAAUACGGCAGUAAUUGAAAAGUUACCUGUAUCGGUAGAAGUGGUUAAGGAGAUGCUGGAAUCUGUAAUGCAAGAACUUGGGGACAAUGAUGAAGGAAGAAGUCCUACCUUUAACAAUGAUCUGAACCAACCAGCAGAAACAGAAAUUAAACAUUCCACCCCAUCACCCACAAAAUUCUCACUGUCUCCAAGUAAAAGCUACAAGUUCUCUCCCAAAAAACCUCCUCGCUGGGCAGAGGAUCAAAAAUCUCUACUUCAGAUGAUCUGUCAACAAGUAGAAUCUAUUAAGACUGAGAUGCAAGAAAUGAAACUUAACAAUUCCAAUGCAAACCUUUCUCAUCGAUGGCCUGCUGAAAGCUAUGCACCAGAUACCAUGUCAGAUGGCUAUCAAGGAGCACAGAACUUCCAUGGAGCACCAUUAACUGUGGCUACUACAGGUCCAUCAGUCUACUACAACCCAUCACCAGCGUAUAAUUCUCAGUAUCUUCUACGAACAGCAGCCACCAAUGUGACCCCCACAAAGGCUCCUGUCUAUGCCAUGAAUAGACUUACACCUCAGCAACACAUUUAUACAUAUCAACAGCCAAUGCAUACCCCUCCACUUCAAAACACUUCUGCUUGUAUGUUUUCACAAGACAUGUAUGGUACUCCACUACGUUUUGAUUCUCCUGCAACAGGAAUUUUGUCUCCCCGUGGUAGUGAAGAUUACUACAAUUAUAGUGUUCCUCCAACAAGCACAAAUCCACCACUGCCCGAGCCAGGCUAUUUCACAAAACCUUCAGCAGCACCGCCAGUUUCAAGGCCUGCAGAAUCAAAGGUGAUAGAAUUUGGGAAGCCUAACUUUGGUCAAUCUAUACCAGCAGAAGGCACAAAACCUUCUUCUCAAUCAGCUCAGCCAACUACCUUCAAAUUUAACUCUAACUUCAAAUCUAAUGAUGGUGAUUUUACUUUUUCAUCUCCUCAGGUCAUAACACAAUCCCAUAGUACAACCUAUGGCAACAAUGACAGUCUUUUGGAUCUUCUGACAUCAGACAAACCUAUCAAAGAGGAUCGAUAUACAGGACAAAAGCCACUUGCUGAACAAGCCACUGGACAGCGCAAUAUCUUCAGUUUUGGUGGCAAAAAUACUUCAAGCAUUUCACUUACAGAUAAAAUGGCACAAAGUCAACCCCAACUCUCUGUGUUUGGUAAAAGUGAUGUGUUCAGCUUUCAGGAUCCUAGCAAACCCAUGUUUGGAACUCAGAGUUCAGAUGUAGCAAACAGAAGUCAUGAUGGAGAUGGAAGUGUCCAUGGUGGUGAUGAAGAUGAUGAUGGUCCUCAUUUUGAACCUGUAGUGCCACUACCUGACAAGAUUGAAGUAAAAACAGGUGAGGAAGAUGAAGAAGAGAUCUUCUGCAACAGAGCCAAACUCUUUCGUUUUGAUGGGGAGUGCAAAGAGUGGAAAGAGAGAGGAGUUGGUAAUGUGAAAAUUCUGAGGCAUAAAAUAACUGGCAAAAUUCGGCUGCUUAUGAGACGGGAACAAGUGCUGAAAAUCUGUGCAAAUCACUAUAUAAAUACAGAUAUGGCCCUAAAGCCAAAUGCUGGGUCAGACAAAUCAUUUGUGUGGCAUGCCUUGGACUAUGCAGAUGAAUUACCAAAACCUGAGCAACUCGCCAUUAGAUUUAAAACACCAGAGGAAGCAAUGCUGUUCAAGCGUAAAUUUCAAGAGGCACAAAAUAGUUUAAAAGCCUCUGGAUCAAAUGUUAGUGAACAGGCCAUUCACAACAUGGGAUCAACAAGGGAGAGAACUACUCAAGAUGCAAAAGAUUCUGGGAAAUCUGAUACAGGGAUCCUGAAUACUGGAUUCCACCUUAAGAGUGGAGCAUCCUCUAUUAAUGGCAGCUGUCAGGUUCUUGGUCCUGAUACAAUCAAUACAGCAAAAAACACCAAUACCAAAAGCACAUUUACCAUUACAUCAAGUGGGUCAACACCCACAUCCUCUUCUUUUGGUAAAGAAGUAGCUGCAACAUGUGGCUUUGGCGAUAAAUUUAAGCUCAAGGAAGGUCAGUGGGAAUGUAAUACAUGCUUGGUUAGGAACUUGAUAACUUCACAGAAAUGUGUUGCUUGCCAGGCUCCAAAUCCAUCUAAGGAGGCUCUGCCUCCUCCAACAGAACCAGCUGUCUCUUUCAAACCUAGCACUGAGGGUACAUUUGGACUCAUUUCUGCUAAAAAGGAAAAACAGUGGGAAUGCAAGAACUGUUUGGUCAGAAAUGAAGGCAGUGUAUCUCAUUGUAUUGACUGCAAAAAUCCCAGUGGAACUAAAGCAUCAGUAUUUGGUCCGCAAACCACAUUCAAGUUUGGGCAGGCAGAAACACCAGUGGCUCCACAAAGUACCUUUGGGGCUGCUUUUUUGAAAAAGGAAGGCCAGUGGGACUGCAAUGUAUGUUUAGUCCAAAAUGAAAGCGAUUCAGCUACUUGUGUAGCUUGUCAAGCUCCAAAUCCAUGUGAUAUUGCUCCAGCUGUACCUGCUAAUGCUCAAUCACCUGCAUUUGCCUUCAAAAGCAAAUUAUCAGAAUCCACUGGAGGACCACAGGGGACAGGUUUUAAAUGCGAGAUAUCAGAGAAGGGCUUUAAGUUCGGCCAUCUUACAGAGCAAGGAAAGUCUCCGUUCUCAUUUCAGCUUCCUCCUAGUACAGAAACUAAGCCUGUGAAAGGAGGGUUUAAUUUUUCAAUGCCUGUACCGCCAGGUGGGUUUAAAUUUGGUAUACAAGAGCCUAGCAAAGAUAUUGCAAAAGAUGAAAAGAAAAAAGAAGGUAAUUUUGUAAAAGGCCUUGAUGAGAGAGAAUUGUCAUCUGCAGAAGAAACCGUGGUACAGUCUCAUGAUGCAUCUGGCAAACAGAGUAGUGACUUACCUUUUGGCCAACAUAGCAGCACAUUCACUUUUGCUGACCUUGCAAAAACAACUGGUGAGGGGUUUCAGUUUGGCAAAAAAGAUCCAAAUUUCAAGGGUUUUACAGGUGCAGGUGAAAAGCUCUUUUCUUCUCAGACCACUAAAAGUUCUUCCAAAGCAAAUACUUCUGCUGAUCUUGAGAAGGAAGAGGAUGCAUAUAAAACAGAAGAGAGUGAUGAUAUUCAUUUUGAGCCUGUUGUCCAGAUGCCUGAAAAAGUGGAACUAGUGACAGGGGAGGAGGAUGAGACAGUGCUGUAUUCGCAAAGAGUAAAGCUAUUCAGGUUUGAUGCAGAUACCAGCCAGUGGAAAGAACGUGGUGUGGGCAACUUGAAAAUCCUUAAGAAUGAAGUUAAUGGCAAACUACGAAUGCUCAUGAGGCGUGAGCAGGUACUGAAGGUUUGUGCAAACCACUGGAUCACAACUACCAUGAACUUGAAGCCACUCUCUGGCUCGGACAGAGCAUGGAUGUGGUUAGCCAGUGACUUUUCUGAUGGUGAUGCAAAGCUGGAACAAUUGGCAGCUAAAUUCAAAACUCCAGAGCAGGCUGAAGAAUUCAAACAUAAAUUUGAAGAAUAUCAGAGGCUGUUGCUGGAUAUCCCACUCCAAACCCCACACAAACUCAUUGAUACUGGGAAAACAGCAGAGCUCAUACAGAAGGCAGAAGAAAUGAAAAGCGGAUUAAAAGAUCUUAAAACUUUCCUGACAGAUGAUAAAACUAAACUUGCCGAUGAAGAAGAGAAGAGCUCUGUUGCUGCUGCAAGCACUUCCGAUUUGAUUAUAAAGCCACAUGCUGAAAGCACCGGGCCUACAUUGGAAUGGGACAACUAUGACUUGCGUGGGGAAGCACUGGAUGAUAGUACAGAUAGUUCUGUGUAUGCACUGCCUCGGGCCAGUAGUCCGGUGAGAAAAAAUCUGUUUAGGUUUGGGGAGUCUACAACAGGGUUUAACUUUAGUUUCAAAUCUGCACUGAGUCCCUCCAAGUCUCCUUCCAAACAGAACCAAAGCAGGACUUCUAUAGGCACAGAUGAGGAGUCCGACGUUACCCAAGAAGAUGAAAGAGAUGGUCAGUACUUUGAGCCCGUGGUCCCUUUACCCAACCUUGUAGAACUAAAAAGUGGUGAGGAAAAUGAGCAAGUUGCCUUCAGUCAUCGGGCAAAACUGUAUAGAUAUGAUAAAGAUACUAAUCAGUGGAAAGAGAGAGGUAUUGGGGAUAUAAAAAUUUUGCAGAACUAUGACACUAAACAAGUUCGCAUAGUCAUGAGAAGAGACCAGGUGUUAAAGCUUUGUGCCAACCAUAGAAUAACACCAGAUAUGAAUAUACAGCAAAUGAAAGGCACAGAGAGAGCUUGGGUAUGGACUGCAUGUGACUUUGCUGAAGGAGAAAGGAAAAUGGAGCUCUUGGCUGUACGAUUUAAGCUGCAAGAUGUUGCUGACUGUUUCAAACAAAUUUUUGAGGAAGCAAAACAUGCUCAGGAAAAAGGCACCUUAGUCACACCACUCUCUUCACGCACCAAUACCCCAAAAGAAUCUCCAUGUGGAAAGACUGCUGUUGCAGUAUUGGAAGAAACCACAAGGGAGAGGACAGAUCUAAAGGAGGAUGAAGAAACUGUUAUACAGACAGGAGACACUUCAGUGGUGGUGGUAACUUCUGAGAUGCCAACAAAAGCAGUGGUUUCACCACCCAAGUUUGUUUUUGGCUCAGAAUCUGUCAAAAGUAUUUUUAACAAUGAAAAAUCAAAGCCUUUCACAUUUGGAAACACUUCGGCAACAGGGUCUCUCUUUGGCUUCAGUUUCAAUGCUGCUCCUAAAAGUAAAAGUGAUAGCUUGAUUUCUCAAACCACACUACAGAGAGAAGCAGAGAGCACACAUGGCACUGUAAACUUUGGAGUUGCUGGACAUCAGGAAGGUAGCACUGCUGGCUGGAAACACUUGGAUGACAAAGGAGAAAUUCAAGCAGCUACCUCAAAAGUGGAAGGACCUUCUAACUUCUCAUUUAAACUGGUAGAAAAAGUUGAGACUAAGAAAGAACCAGAUACAACCAUUUCAGAUGUUUUUAUUGUAUAUGAAUUAACACCGACUCCUGAGCAAAGAGCUCUUGCAGACUCCCUUAGAUUACCCCCAACGUUCUUCUGCUACAAGAACAAACCUGGAUAUCUGAGUGAAGAUGAUGAUGAUGAGGACUUUGAAACAGCAGUGAAGAAACUUAAUGGAAAAUUGUAUCCUGAGGAACCCCAGCAACACACACAACCACAGGGAACUGACACAGGUAUCAUAAAAGAAAAUGAAUCGGAAGGUGGGAGCGAGUGUGUUCUUGUCUGGGAAAAGAAACCAACUCCUGAAGAAAAGGCUAAAGCAGAGAAUCUGAAGCUUCCUCCAACCUUUCUCUGUGACAUUGGCAGUGACACUGGUGAAGACAAUGAUGACAGCUUAGAAGAUUUUCAAACAGAGCUUGCCAAAGUUCAAGAAACUAAAGAAGCCCAAGUCGAAGAUGUUACCAGUUCAACAGAUGAUAUGUGUACUACUAAGAAAGAUGAAGGGCCAGUUGUCAUGGCCAGUAUAACUGAAGAACCAGAUUCGACUACAGAACCUACACACAUCAUACAGGCUUUAUUGGAAACAGAUGAUAAACCUGUUGACUUGUCAACUAAAAAAGAGAGCAACUCAACUUUCACAGGCUCUGUAAACCAAGAAACCAAACCUUUCUCAUUUGCCUUUGGCAACAAACCUGGCUUGUCAUUUGCUGAUCUGGCUUCAAAUAAUUCUGGGGAUUUCGCUUUUGGUUCAAAAGACAAAAAUUUCAAGUGGGCAAAUACAGGAGCAACUGUAUUUGGAGUACAGGCAGCCACUAAAGAAAAUAAUGAAGAUGAUGGAAGUGAUGAAGAGGUUGUACAUAGUGAUGAUAUUCACUUUGAACCAAUUGUAUCCCUUCCAGAGGUUGAGGUGAAAUCGGGAGAAGAAGAUGAAGAAAUUAUCUUUAAAGAAAGGGCAAAACUCUACAGAUGGGACAGAGAAGUCAAUCAGUGGAAAGAACGUGGUGUGGGAGAAAUAAAGAUCCUCUUCCAUACACAGAAGAAGUGUUAUCGAGUUUUAAUGAGAAGGGACCAAGUUCUCAAAGUCUGUGCAAAUCAUAUAAUCACAAAAAACAUAGAUUUAAAACCCUUGAAUACUUCAAACAAUGCUAUGGUUUGGACUGCUACAGAUUAUGCUGAUGGUGAAGCAAAAAUCGAACAGCUUGCAGUCAGAUUUAAAAGCCAAGAGCUGGCUGAUUCCUUCAAAAGGAGAUUUGAAGAGUGCCAGCAAAGCUUGUCAGAGUUGCAGAGGGGACAUAGAUCCCUGGCAGCAGAAUUGUCAAAUGAAACUAACCCUGUGGUAUAUCUUGAAGUUUCUGCUGAUGAUGAACACCUGGGUCGUAUCACCAUAGAACUAUUUUCUAAUAUUGUUCCUCAAACUGCUGAGAACUUCAGGGCAUUAUGCACGGGAGAAAAAGGAUUUGGAUUCAGAAAUUCGAUAUUUCACAGAAUAAUUCCAGAUUUUAUGUGUCAGGGAGGUGAUAUCACUAAACAGGAUGGUUCAGGUGGUCGGUCAAUUUAUGGAGAUUUAUUUGAGGAUGAAAAUUUUGAAGUGAAACACACUGGUCCUGGCUUACUUUCCAUGGCAAAUAAUGGUAGAAACACCAAUAAUUCUCAAUUCUUUAUUACACUCAAAAAGGCAGAGCAUUUGGACUGUAAACAUGUAGUCUUCGGCUUUGUGAAGGAUGGUAUGGAUGUUGUAAAAAAAAUGGAAUAUUCUGGGUCUCCCGGAGGAGCAGUAUCAAAAAGAAUUGUGAUCACAGACUGUGGGCAAAUAUAAAUUUUUUGCUACAACAUGUAUGCAGAUAGAGUAACAUAAAUCAAUUUUCAGAAGACUUAGACAAGAUUAUGUCCAGCUUCUUAAAAAUGAACAUGUCUGAUGUAUAAAUGUAAAGUUACAGCUUAUAGCUGAGUACUUUUUUAAUGUUUCAAUUGACUUUGCAUGUUGUGAAAUAAAGGUUCAAACACUGGUA
Molecule: messenger RNA, 9327 nt
Organism: Hemicordylus capensis (graceful crag lizard)
Lineage: Eukaryota; Metazoa; Chordata; Lepidosauria; Squamata; Cordylidae
Product: E3 SUMO-protein ligase RanBP2-like
Exons: 29
Coding region: 180-9134 (2984 amino acids)
Biological process (GO): protein peptidyl-prolyl isomerization; NLS-bearing protein import into nucleus; protein folding
Cellular component (GO): cytoplasm; nuclear pore
Molecular function (GO): peptidyl-prolyl cis-trans isomerase activity; GTPase activator activity; protein binding
Source: RefSeq, a predicted model, not a curated record